Molecule: messenger RNA, 2385 nt
Organism: Entrophospora candida
Lineage: Eukaryota; Fungi; Glomeromycota; Glomeromycetes; Entrophosporales; Entrophosporaceae
Source: the annotation of a GenBank genome assembly
AUGCCACAAGAAUGCUGUUUUUCUGGGUGUGGGUGCCAAAAAUUUAAACCACAUUUAUCAUUAAAUGAUGAGAAUAAAGAUCUUUGUAGAUUAUGUGGCCAUGAUGAAGGGUGGCAUAAACAAGAGGUGACUACCUCAACUACCUCCAACAUAAAUCAAAUUAAUUUACAGAACAGUAACAAUUCAAAUAACAAUCUCAGGGAAAAUAUACAAAAUUUUUUGUCAUCAGAACGCACAAAUACCUAUUCUAGUAGUAUUAUUCAAAACAGUACUAUGGUUGGUUCUAGCAGCUCAUCACCAUAUAAUAUUCAACAAAGCUGUGCACGAAAUAUUUCAUUUGAUAUACAAAGGGCUAAUUUAAGAUAUUCUCUUGCAAAAAAUAAGAGAAAAAAUAAUACAAAGAAAAUUAAAAAGGUAUCCUUUCAAAUCAUAGUCUUAGACAAAGAUGACUAUAUUAUUCCUGCUGAAGGUGAUGACAAAUGGAACUAUCUUGAAAAUCAUAGUUACAUUAAAACUAUUGAAUUUGAUGAAAACAGUAAUGAAUAUAUUAACAGGAAAAUAAUUAAUAACUUUCCUAUAUUAAACACUGGUUGGAAGAUUUAUCGUCCAGAAUCUACAACUAAACUAUCCCUAUCACCUUUUUCAGCAAAUGAACCUUAUACUUUAAAGAUUUUAAAAAGUGCUGCUACUAAACGUCAAAGAUUAUACUUAAAGCCAGAUAUGAGAAAUUCUAAUUUAUCACAAAAUAAUUAUGAUUCAGAUAACUUAAUUGAAUCAACCUCUGAAAUGAUGGACAAUGAAAUGGUUGACUCUAGAUUAAUCACAGAAACUGAUAUCACGACAUCUAAUAUUGAUAACAUUUAUCAAUUAUCAACAACAACUCAUUCUAAUAAUUUUCACAACCAAUCUACUAGUACUAAUCUCACCAAUCAAAACAAUGAAAUGUUUGAUACUACAAAUUCUAUUUUUGAUAGUAAAGAUUCUUCAAAUAUUGAUUUUUUUUCUUUCAUUGAUGGCAUUAAAAAUGAAUUAGAAGCUUUGCACAUAGAUGCUAAAAAUAAAUCAAUUCAUAUUACAAUUGCUAAAAACAACAUCAUUUUAUUGUAUGAGUGGGUUAAAAAGGCAAGCAUUACAGAUGUAAUAUCCAAACCAUGCCUUGAAAUUAUUGGUGAAAAUGUGAUUGAUUCAGGUGGUGCAUUUCGUGAGAUGACCCAGUAUUUUUGGGACAACAUUGAAUUUCUUCAGCCAGAAUGGUUCAAUAAUGGAAUGAUUGCUGAAGAUAUGAUUGUAGUUGAUGAAAUGCCAUUGUAUCUUGGUAAAUUAAUGUUUUGGUGUUUCAUUCAUCAUGGAGCAUGGCCAAAAUGGUUUGAUCCUUUUCAAAUUGAAUAUAUAAUGGGAGCACCAAUUGAUGUGAAUGAAAGACUAAAAGAAAAAAAUAGAUACUUGUACAAGAUAUUUAGUGGACUUAAAAACCAGGAUGAAGUUUGGUUGAAUAAUUUUCUCACUUAUGCAGAUUCUCAUAACUUCAAUGUUGACAAAUCAAAAAUAAGUUGUGAUGAAGCAGCAAAUUUAUUAUCAAAUCAUUACAUCAUUGAACAACGUAAAAAAAACCUUGAAUUAUUUAAAGAAGGUUUUAAUUUUUUAGGGAUCAUUGAUAAAUUUAAAGUGAUAGGUUGGAAAAAAAUUGAAAAUGUUCUCUAUAGCAAACUUUCUUCAACAGAACUUCUUGCUCAAAUGGAUUCAAACACUUUAUUUUUUACAACCAAACAAAAGAAAUUAUUUAAUGAGUUCUAUAAUUUUAUUAAAGAAAUCAAUGAUGUGGAAAUGAUAGAGAAAAUAUUGAAAUUUAUCGAAUGGAGAACAUGUGAAGGAAAAUUGUUGCAUAAAUUAGCUUAUGCAUCCACAUGUUCUAAUACAUUGAUCUUGUGUGAAGAUUAUGAAAUAUCAACACAAGGUUUUGCACAAUUUAGAAACGAUUUAAUUGAGGCAUUUUAUAAUUGUGAAGGAUUUAGUGAAAAAUCAUAUAAUCAUGCAUAUCUAGCAAGUUCUGCAAUUAAUACAUCAUAUUCCAAUAAUGAUAGACUUGUAAAUAUCAACACAAAUCAACCUGAAAUAAUUGAUUUAGAAAGUAAUAACUUAUCAAAUGAAAUCAAUUCAUUUCCACUGUAUUCUAACUGUAAUUCACAUUCUUCACCUCAACAACCUUCAUUUCAAAUGCCUACCCAAGACCAACUACAACAUAAUCCAUAUAUUAGAAACAAUUCCAAUAAUAAUGGAAACAAUAAUGUCCAAAGAAGAUAUAGACAAAGACAAAGAUCUAAUAAUAAUAACUUUGAAUUUAUUAACUAUUCUAUUGAUAAUUAUGUUAAUGGUAACCAACAUUAA